Messenger RNA from Formica exsecta, 1313 nucleotides. RefSeq lists its product as uncharacterized. NCBI's taxonomy places the organism in Eukaryota, Metazoa, Arthropoda, Insecta, Hymenoptera, Formicidae. Bases 685 to 1194 code for a protein of 169 amino acids. The transcript has 4 exons. The record is from RefSeq and is a predicted model, not a curated record.
UUAUAAUUAUUAUAAUUAUAUAUAAAAAUAUACUUUUUAAAAAUAUGUUUCCUUAAGAUUAACUAAAGAUUGACACAAGAAAAUUCUAUAAUUCUUAAAUACAAUAGAAAAAUUUAGGAUAAUUAUACGGUAAGAUUUUUAGUAAAAUCUUACCCAUAGAUUAUUAAGAGCGAUAUAUUUACCGGCGAGCGGUUAUUGUAGCGAAUCACUAACUAAGUAUAUCCACAUUUCUUCUGAUGUAAAUAGCGUUCUCUAGUAAACGGGACCCAGUUUUCCCGGCCUAGUGGGGUACCUGAAGAACAAAAAAGGUAAAAUAUCUCUGCUGCGCUUCGUAGCACAGUAUGUAUUACCACGCAGUCUGCGUAGUAAGCGAAUACGAGAACAACGCGUUUUAUUGUGCGAAUUGGAGGAAAAAUUAUUAAAAUAUUCCGACAAUUGUAAAAAUCGUCAAGAAGUCGUUUGAUAUACUGCAUAUUAGCAAAAUGUCUGUUUAAUUAAUAUAAGCAAAUCGUAAAACGAUAAUAUCUCGUUUUGGUAAUGUUAUUAUAAAUUAAUAAUAGUAUAAUAUAGAUGUAUGUUAAUCGUGGAAGUGAUGUGAGUGAGAAUCGUGCAUCGUAUUUAAGAUUUACAAGAUAAUAUAUUUCAAUAUAAAAGUCAGCAUAAAUCCCUUCUGAAUUCGAUAACAUGGUUUGGACAAAAUUGUUCAUUUACAAUAUUAUUAUCUGGCUGGUAACAUCGUCAAAACUAUUAAUUCAGGCCGAAGAGAAGCUAAAUAAUACACAAAUGGGUUUUAAUGAAACACAAAGUUUAAAAAUUCUCCCGGGAAUCAAAUUCUGGUUGACGAAUAAUAAAAUCAUCGUUCACGUGAAAAUUCAAGACUUACUACCAGAAACGGAAGUGCAGAGUCGGAAAAAACAGGAAAAUCCUUUAGGGAAAAUCGGAUACAUGAUGAUGAUGGCGCCGUUUGUUAUGCAGAUACUUUCCUUACCAAGCACUAUAGCGUCUGUCAAAAUGUCACUUUUAAAGAGUAUCAUGGUGGCGCAAUUAGCAAUCGCAAUAAUGAUCUACAAUUUGAUCAAAAGCACGCAAAAUUCGGAGGUAGUUGUGGUCCAUCAGAAGCAUCAUUAUCAAGGACAUAAUUAUCACGGUCACAAUUAUCCCAAAGACGAUGAAGACGAAUGGUUCGGUAGAUGAAGUAUAUAAUUAAUGUGCAAUAAUAAGAACAGAGUGCAUAUUCUCAUAACGUAAGACUAACCAAUUAUGGCUUUCGCCUUUCCAAAGUGACACACUCAAACGUACGAAGGACAUCUGUG